Messenger RNA from Temnothorax curvispinosus, 1573 nucleotides. RefSeq lists its product as uncharacterized. The record is from RefSeq and is a predicted model, not a curated record. Lineage: Eukaryota; Metazoa; Arthropoda; Insecta; Hymenoptera; Formicidae. The transcript is spliced from 7 exons. Gene Ontology annotation, molecular function: protein binding. The annotation marks the transcript as partial.
AAUGAAAAAUAACAGCAAUGAAAGCGGGAAACCGCGCGAAACAGUGACAUUGAUUCUCAAAGAGAAGCAAUUCGAGGUUGAAAAGCAAAAAUUGAUGAACAAGAGUCAGUAUUUUUCCGCGCUUUUGUCUGAAAACUUUUUAGAAUAUGAACAAACAGAACAUGUUAUAAACUAUAAUAUUUCCUGGAUUUCGCUGCAGGAUUUCAUUGAUUGGAUUCAUUACGACAUCAGAAUUUUAUUUAAAUCUGCUGCAAACUAUAAUUCUGAAAACCUGGUUGAUCAUCUCUUGACUCUGUUGGAAUUAAGCGUUCUAUUUGGAGCAGAUAACUUAACAGAUAACUUAAUAAACGAUCUAACCGACAGAAAUGAAAGACACUCAUUUAUGUCACCAAAAUAUGCGAUUAAAAUUUGGUUAAUGGCACAAAAACUGAAUAUUAACGUGCUACGAGAUCUUUCUUUGGCUCUUUGCUUAGAUCGUUUCGAUCAAUUGCCAGUCAAUUUAAUUUAUGAGUUGUCGAGGGAAAAUUUUUUGAAGUUAAUAGGAAACAUUAAUGUAAGAGCUACAGAGACUUAUUUGUUUCAUAUUAUAAAUCAGUGGAAAAACCAUCAUCGUGAUUUUACAAUUCCUUCAGAUAUUGUAUUGAAAAAGGAAGCAAUUUUACAUGGUAUUAUAUCUUGUGAACACAAUAACCGUGAACAAUAUAUUCAUUGCUGGGAUGGUGAUGACUUUUUUGAGCUAACUUCAUUCGAGUAUCCUCCUGAUAUUAUCGAACAUUGUUCCAGUACUGGUAAACCUCUUGAAGGAAUGCAGAUCACUGCCAGAAGAUACGAUUUAUAUCUUUGUGGCGGAGAAUAUGGUAUUGGAUCAGGAACGUUUAACAAAAAUGUAUGGCGUUAUUCUUUGAUAUCUAAGAAAUGGAUUCUUGAGACAUAUGCCAGUUGGGAGAAGAGAUAUAUGAUUACUGUGUUUUUGAAAGACAAAUUGCUGCUUGUAGGCGGUGUGAGACAGUGUAAACUACCAUCGCAGACUAUUGAGAUCUAUGAUAUUUAUACAGGUGACUUUUUAAUUAUGCAACUAUAUUUUCCUGAUAAGGAUAUAUGGGAAGUAAAAUCUUAUAGGAAUCUUUAUGAAGAGCUUACCUUUAUUAAUACGCCAAUACUGGCUCUUGAAACCAAGUCAUGCUACAUUGAUGUUGACCAAGAUGAAAUGGUUUUAAAAAUUGUCACAGAGACAUGUAACGUGGAAGGUUGUAAUAACAUAAUAAAGACCUAUCCUGGCUAUUCUAAAUCAAUCCUUGAAGAAAAGAAGAAUAUGGAUGGAUCCUUCUUUCUAACUACAUUCUUUCGCGAGCCAUUCCAUGGCGAGCCAUUCCAUGGCGAGCGACCAGCUGGAUUAUUAUCUGCAGAUCACAUAAUACGCAACAAGACGUUACACUUGCAUAGUAUUUCUAUUCAAGAUCCAAAAAAGUUCCGUUCCUUGUGCUUUACCAGCAAAAACUCAAUUAAAAGAUUUUUUAAUCUUAAUCUACUUCAUCCAGCUCAUUUGCACACAACGAACUUGGAUCAUAUUUGA